GGGAGAAACUUCCCUCAGUCCUCCUCUCCUGUUUUCUUUCUCCCAAAUUUUUUCCGACACCUUAAUAUUUCACUUAUCUGAGGAGCAGCCGCAGCGACUGGUACCCCCGUUAACAGGCUGGUACUGACCGGACUCUGUUUUUUUUGUCCUUAUUUCUGGUCUCUCAGGAGGGUUUCCUGCCGGGUUCGUUCAGGACAUCGGGUGCAACUGGAGUGACUCGACCAAGUUACCCCCCCCCUCCCCCCUCUACACACUCACCUCUUCUCUCAUUCUGCCUGAGGAAUGAGAGGACCGCUAGAGAGGAAGAGCUGAAACUGAAUGAACAAAAGAGACGAAAGCGAGGGUAUUGCCCCCGGAAUGGAGGAAAAUACGGUGCCAGGAGCAACAUCUCCCCACUCAGAUCUGAACCCAAACCCCACUAGGCCUGACCCAGAGGGGGAGAGCAGCCCCCCGAAGACAGACAACACCCAGAGAAUGGAGUCUCCGGCUAAGAAGGCUACAGACCGAAGGUUGACUACCCCCAGAAAAUCUGACAUCAUCCCUCAAUCACCCGGAUCACCUACAUCACCUGUCCCCAGGUCAAAACAAGACAUUAUGAAGUCAGAGGAGAGGCAGAAGCUUGCCAAGGAGCGGAGAGAGGAAAAGGCCAAAUAUCUGGAAGAGCUCAGCAAGUUACAAGCUGCCAAAAAGACCCAGUGGCUGGAGAAGGAGGAGAAAGCACGGCAGCUGAGGGAUCAGCAGCUGGAGGAGCGCCGCAGGAAGCUUGAAGAGCAGCGGUUAAAGGCAGAAAAACGGCGAGCAGCCCUGGAGGAGAGACAGAAGCAGAAACUUGAGAAGAACAAAGAACGCUAUGAGGCAGCCAUCCACAGGUCAACCAAGAAGACGUGGGCUGAAAUCCGCCAGCAACGAUGGUCAUGGGCUGGUGCCCUCAGCCAGAACUCCAGCCAGAAAGAAAGCAGAUGCUCUGUGUCAACGGUCAACCUGCCCAAACACGUGGACUCUGUUAUAAACAAGCGACUCUCCAAGUCCUCCGCCACGCUCUGGAACUCCCCCAGCAGAACCCGUAGCCUUGCACUGAGUCCAUGGGAGAGCAGUAUAGUUGAUCGGCUGAUGACACCGACCCUGUCUUUCCUUGCCAGAAGUCGCAGUGCUGCCAGUGUCCUCAGCAAUGGCAAAGAUGGUCACUCUCCUCUCUGCCCCCGUUCGGCCUCAGCCAGCCCUCUCACCCUGUGCGCCCACCAGCCCCACCACCGCUGCUCUGACCGCUGGAGGGUGACGUCCAGCACCCCAGACAUCACCCAGCGCCAACACAGACGCAGCUCUACACCCAUGGAUAAAAACAAGAAAGAAAAGAGAGACAAAGAACGGGAGAAUGAGAAGGAGAAAAGUGCCCUCACUAAAGAGAAGGUGCUCAAGAAGAGACAAUCUCUACCCAGUAUGAGACACAGACCUGAUCCAAGUCCUAGUCCUUUAUCCAGACAACGGCCAUCAUCCCCAGCCACACCCAAGGGCAGGACUGCUUCCCCAAGCCCUGCUGCGUCCCCCAAGCCUCCAUCGACACGUGGAAGCACGUCGACUCCUAAGGGCCGGCCCAAACGAGCUAGGACGCCUGCCAGGAUAGACCACCGAACCUCUUCCCCUGUUUGCCUUGAGAGAGUGAAGGAGCCUCGCAGGCCUGCCACCCCUGAGGAGAGAAAGAGUUCUCCUGUGGUUCCUUCCAUAGUAGUGUCCUCAGCUGCUGCCUCACCCCAUGCAUCGAGCCCACCAGUUGCAACCACAGCCACUUCCUCCUCACCCGAGCCGACCCACUCAGUCUCACUGGCACCCUCUCCGUCAACUAAGCCCAUGGCAGGCACAAACGACCCAGAGGAGGCAGCGCGCAUCCUGACAGAGAAACGCCGGCAGGCCCGAGAGCAGAGGGAGAGGGAGGAGCAGGAGCGGCGCGAACAGGAGGAGAAGGAGAGGAUCCUGAGAGAGGAGCGAAUAGCGAGGGAGGCUGAGGAGAGGCGGCGCAGGGAGGAGGAGGCUCGUGCCAUGGCGGAGGAGCAGCAGAGAAGAGACGAAGCCCAGCGGGUGCAGGAGGAGAAGGAGGCCCAGGAGAAAGCCAAGGCCGAGCAGGAGGAGAACCUACGCCUGCAAAAACAGAAAGAAGAGGCUGAGGCUAAAGCCCGGGAGGAGGCGGAGAAGCAGCGUCUGGAGAGGGAGAAACAUUUCCAGAAGGAGGAGCAGGAGAGGCUGGAGAGGAAACGGCGUCUGGAAGAGAUCAUGAAGAGAACACGCAAGACAGAUGGGGGCGACAAGAAAGAGACAAAGUCCUCCCCACUUGCACUCGUCAAUGACAAAGAGGCAGAGAGCAGCAAAGCAUCUGCUGACUAUCAGCCAAAGCCCGAAGUCAAUGUGCCCAAUAACAACACAGAAAAUGGACAGACUGUCAAAGAAAGCAGCCCCUCAGUCCAAGUGGUCAAUGGGGUUCAGCCUACUAGACAUGAAAAUGGUCUGUCCACUAAAGGAGACACUGCCCACUUUGAAGAUAUCAUCCAUCUCACCAAUCAUGGCAACACCACUAACGCAGCACGGGAUAAGUCUGAGACCAGCAUGACCACCGAGCCGAUACUCACAUUUGACAGUGAGGAGUCAUUCAUGAAAAAGGCAGGCCCCAUGAAGCCUCAGCAUGUUGCAGAGGUUCUGUGACAUGUUCCAGUGUUGAAGUUCUUGUCGCCUUUGGCCACUGACCUUACACAGCCCUAUCAACACUCGCAUGGGGAGCCCUAUGACCUGUGCCAAUCAACAACCUUCUUCUAAGCUCCUAAAAGCAAACACAUCUCUGAAGAUAAAGUGGGCCACAGAAGAUGACAACUAACCAUCAGGACAGAAGAGAGAAAGACGUAACAGCAUGAAAGGUGUUGCUACAUGCAACUCAGGUGCAUCAGUGUUUUGUAAAGAUCUUUGUGGCAUCAAUUCCAGGCACCUUAUUACUUGACAGUAUCAUCCUUUGUACACUGCAGUACAGCUGAGUAAUUAUUAUGAUAAGGUGAAAAAGAAGUGUUUGUUUUCUUUGUUCUUUAGUUAUUUAACUGAAAGAGAACUAUAAAAGACUGGGUACAUUUUUUUGUGAAUAAUGUAAAUGAACUUUGUGUGUCAGACAAAGUAGGAAAGGGUUUGUGGAUUAAAUUUGUAUGAAAGGGAGUCAUUUUAUGCUACUCUGCUAUGAGUAGGCCUAAGUAAAACCCAGGUAUUAUACAACCUGGUCUGUAAAAAGCGACCUGUAACAGUUUUUUUGUAAAGCUGAACUGAGAAAUCUGGAGAGACUUUUGAAAUGUAAGCUCACUUGCAAUGGCUUCUUCCUCUGUGUAAACAUACUUUCUGUUCAUACCUAAACCCCAGCUAUGAUUGAUUGUAUGCAGAAUUGGAUGUAAUGAGAGUUCAACCUUGACAAUUAAGAAACCAGAAGUCAUCUAAGGUCAAAUCACUAAAAACGGAUUUAGUCCACUAUUUAACAGUUUUCACAUGUGCAAGCAUGACUCAGUUUUCUCUCAUUGCAUUGAGAUUUCAGACAUGUAUGUAUUGGAAAUGCUGGUCCGUGUAAAUGCUCUAAAUAUAUUUUGAUGUCCAUAACAAGAUCAGUGGGAGUAUCUUAAGUCUUAUUAAAGACAUGCUGUCCAGUC
Messenger RNA from Toxotes jaculatrix (banded archerfish), 3665 nucleotides. RefSeq names its product MAP7 domain containing 1a (gene map7d1a). Gene Ontology annotation, biological process: microtubule cytoskeleton organization. Lineage: Eukaryota; Metazoa; Chordata; Actinopteri; Toxotidae. Bases 319 to 2691 code for a protein of 790 amino acids. The record is from RefSeq and is a predicted model, not a curated record. Gene Ontology annotation, cellular component: microtubule cytoskeleton. The transcript has 19 exons.